GUAAGUGAGCCAGUUUCAGGCAGUUCAUUCGACGACUCAUUCGCUCGCUCUUCCACUGAGCUGUCAAACACUUUAGAUAUUAAAAUAUAGAUGGCCAGCUAGCUAAGGAACUAUAUGACUCUUCAACAACGUUUUCCCAUUUAACAAUAGCUGUUCUCGUCUUACUAUGACUCUCAGGUGAUCUUCAGAGAGUCCAGGUGGUUCUGGGGUCCAGGUUUGUGUCGUGAGAGGGAGAGCUACAGAGGGGAGGAGGAACGUCUGGGGGCGUCGCAGCUCGGGUUCUCAAGCGGUGCUCAGUGGGCUUGGUGACUCAUCUGCAGAAUGGAGAAAGAAGACCUGAAGAUCGUGAACAAGGAUGAGGAGGAUGAGAUGGAGCUCCAGGGGUACCGUGUGUGUCGGUGGCGCGUGGCGCUGGUGGGUCUUUGGGUGCUCUGUACGGGGGGCUUCCUUCUGCUGCUGCUCUACUGGAUGCCAGAAUGGUGUGUGAAGGCCACCUGUAGCCGGACCACUGUCAGAGAGGCCGAAGUGGUGCUGCUCCAAUCCACCGAUGAGUUUAAGCGCUGGUUCCUAGCCAAGGUGCGUGUGAUGCUGGCCCCAGGGAGGAACCCCUUUGACAGCCUGGAGACCCAGACCACUCCCCCCAUGGCCAACGGACACUCCCCCCACUCCUCGAACAGCCCCAGCCAGGAGUUCAACAGGAAGUAUGCAGAGUACCAGCCCACUCAGAUUCGCUAUUUUACACUCCAUAGCACAAAGUACUACUGGAACGACGAGGUCCAGAAUUUUGAGGUGUUAACGGGCUUGGAAGACCUGGAGGUGACCUGUUCCAACAUCCACUCAGAGCACAGCACGGGGCUCACCAGCAACCAGCAGGAGUACAGGAGACUGUUUUUUGGAGUGAAUGAAAUUGCAGUGAAAGUGCCUUCAGUUUUCAAGCUGCUAAUCAAAGAGGUCCUCAACCCUUUCUACAUCUUCCAGCUCUUCAGUGUGAUCCUGUGGAGCGCAGACGAGUACUACUACUACGCCGUAGCCAUCGUCUUCAUGUCGGUCAUAUCCAUAGCUACCUCUCUGUACACCAUUAAAAAGCAAUACGUCAUGCUUCACGACAUGGUGGCAGCACACAGUAUUGUCCGUGUUUCAGUCUGCAGAGCCAACAACGACAUCGAGGAGGCCCUGUCCACUGACCUGGUGCCCGGCGAUGUCAUGGUCAUCCCUAGCAACGGGACCAUCAUGCCGUGUGAUGCGGUGCUGGUCAGCGGCACCUGCAUUGUCAACGAGAGCAUGCUGACAGGCGAGAGUGUGCCCGUCACCAAGACCAACCUCCCCAACCCGGGUGAGGGGGACAAGGAGGGUGACGGGGCCUACAGCAUGGAGGAGCACAAGAGACACACCCUCUUCUGUGGCACACACAUCAUCCAGACUCGUUUCUACUCAGGGGAACUGGUCAAGGCAGUGGUGGUCCGCACAGGCUUCAGCACAGCUAAGGGCCAGCUGGUGCGCUCCAUCCUCUACCCCAAGCCCACGGACUUCAAGCUGUACCGCGACGCCUACCUCUUCCUGCUGUGCCUGGUGGCUAUAGCCGGUAUCGGCUUUGUCUACUCCAUCGUCCUCAGCAUCAUGAACAAGGUGCCAGCCAAGACCAUCAUCAUCGAGUCCCUGGACAUCAUCACCAUCACCGUGCCCCCCGCGCUGCCCGCUGCCAUGACGGCGGGCAUCGUGUACGCCCAGCGCCGCCUCAAACGCAUCGGCAUCUUCUGCAUCAGCCCCCAGAGGAUCAACAUCUGUGGCCAGCUCAACCUGGUCUGCUUCGACAAGACGGGUACACUCACAGAGGAUGGACUAGACUUAUGGGGAGUCCAGAGAGUGGAGAAUGGCACUUUCCACCUGUCAGAGGAGAAUGCCUACAAGGAGAGUCUGGUCAAGUCCCAGUUUGUAGCCUGCAUGGCCACCUGCCACUCUCUUACCAAGAUUGAUGGCCAGCUGUCCGGAGACCCUCUGGACCUGAAGAUGUUUGAGGCCACAGGUUGGAUCCUGGAGGAGGCCACUGAGGAGGAGACCUCCCUCCACGACCGCAUCAUGCCCACCGUGGUGCGGCCCCCCAAGCAGCUGAUGCCCCCCGAGCCCGUCAUGUCACCCGAACAGGACAUGGAGCUGUAUGACUUGUCGUUGGCCUAUGAGAUUGGUAUUGUGCGUCAGUUCCCCUUCUCCUCGGCGCUGCAGAGGAUGUGUGUGGUAGCCCGUCUGCUGGGGGAGAAGCGCAUGGAUGCCUACCUCAAGGGGGCGCCAGAGGUGGUGGCCAGCCUCUGCAAGAAAGACACUGUUCCAGAGGACUUUGCGGAGGUUCUGGAGGACUACACCAAGCAGGGCUUCCGGGUCAUCGCCCUGGCCCACCGCCGCCUCGAGUCCAAACUCACCUGGCACAAAGUCCAGAACGUCAACAGGGACCAGAUGGAGGCCAACAUGGAGUUCCUGGGGUUGAUCAUCAUGCAGAACAAGCUGAAGGCUGAGACCGCCGGGGUACUGGAGGACCUCCGCAGGGCACACAUCCGCACCGUCAUGGUCACUGGUGACAACAUGUUGACAGCCAUCUCAGUGGCCAGGGACUGUGGCAUGAUCCCCCCUCAGGACCGGGUCAUCAUCGCCGACGCGCUGCCCUCCAAAGAUGGUCAGUCGGCCAAGAUCAACUGGCGCUACGCAGACAAACCCAGCAAACAUGUGGGCAAAGCCCCACGCCUGGAGGAAGUAGAGAUCAGUCUAGAGGAUGUUUGUCACACUGACGAGCCCAAGUCUCAGGACCAGUACCACUUCGCCAUGAGUGGCAAGUCCUUCGCUGUCAUCACUGAGCACUUUCAGGAUGUGCUGCAGAAGUUGGUGCUGCGUGGCACAGUGUUUGCCCGAAUGGCCCCCGACCAGAAGACCCAGCUCAUCGAAGCACUGCAGAGUGUGGACUAUUUUGUGGGCAUGUGUGGAGAUGGCGCAAAUGAUUGUGGUGCUUUGAAGAAGGCUCAUGGUGGGAUCUCUCUCUCUGAGCUGGAGGCCUCUGUAGCCUCUCCCUUCACCUCCAGGACCCCCAACAUCUCCUGUGUCCCCAGCCUCAUCAGAGAAGGGCGAGCGGCUCUCAUCACCUCCUUCUGUGUGUUCAAGUUCAUGGCACUCUACAGCAUCAUCCAGUACAUCAGUGUCACCCUGCUCUACUCUAUCCUCAGUAACCUGGGAGACUUCCAAUUCCUCUUUAUCGACAUCGCAAUCAUCCUCCUCAUCGUCUUCACCAUGUCUCUGAACCCAGCAUGGAAGGAGCUGGUGUCGAGGCGUCCCCCCUCAGGUCUGAUCUCAGGCCCUCUGCUGUUCUCCGUGCUUACUCAGAUCCUCAUCUGUCUGGGCUUCCAGACCAUCGCUUUCCUCUGGGUCCGACACCAGGCCUGGUACGACAUCUGGACGCCAGAGUUAGAUGCCUGCAACUCGUCCCCCCAUGUCAACUUCUCCCCAAAGCACAACUCCUCUGAGGACGACCACAACAUCAAGAACUACGAGAACACCUCCCUGUUCUAUGUCUCCUCCUUCCAGUACCUCAUCGUGGCCAUCGUCUUCUCCAAGGGGAAGCCCUUCAGACAGCCCAGCUACAAAAACUGGCCCUUUGUGCUGUCAUGUAUUGGCUUGUACAUAUUUCUGUUCUUCAUCAUGUUCUACCCUGUGUCUGCUAUCGAUGAAUUCCUAGAGAUUGUGUGUGUUCCGUUUGAAUGGAGAAUCACUCUGUUCUUCAUCAUCGUAGUCAAUGCAGCCGUGUCUGUCUUGGCGGAGACCCUCGUCCUUGACGUCGUCUUAUGGAAGCUUGUGUUCAGCCGAGACAAGCAGGGCAGCUAUGGCACCACCCCUGCCACCCCGACAACACAGGGUGGCAUAGACCUCUGGGGACCCAAGUGUCUGUCGUGGCUGUGCUGCCGGCAGAGGAAGGUACCCAAGGCACUCUACAUGCAUCUGGCCCAGGAGCUGAGCGUGGACCCCGACUGGCCCCCCAAACCCACCACCACCACCGAAGCCAAUCCCCCGCCGCCCGGCAACACCCCAGAAAACUGCUCCUCCUACCAGAUCAUGGCCGACUCCUAGCACCCCCCCGCCCCCGAUCUUGCUAAAGCAGAUAUACAUACACGACCAAAAGGACAAAAAAUAAACUGUUGUCUAUGAAAAGGACGAGGCGAAAGACUAUGAAAGAUGGGGUGAUGGUAAAAAUGGUUUGUGGGAUGGACAAAUGGGAGUGUGGAUCCUCCAGGUAUCUGGUCUCUCCAUGCUCUUUGCUGCUCAGAUCCAUCACAGUGUUCAGACCCUGGCUAGUCUACAUAAGCCCCACCAACCAAACCCCUCAACCUGCCACCACCCCCUGGUCUACAAAGGUUUGUCUACUACACAAAUACAUCCCAAGGAUAGUUUACUCUAGCGAUUCUCAACUGGUGG
This is a messenger RNA of Salvelinus fontinalis (brook trout), 4449 nucleotides long. RefSeq names its product polyamine-transporting ATPase 13A3-like. Gene Ontology annotation, biological process: polyamine transmembrane transport; intracellular calcium ion homeostasis. The transcript has 32 exons. Gene Ontology annotation, molecular function: ATP hydrolysis activity; polyamine transmembrane transporter activity; P-type ion transporter activity. The record is from RefSeq and is a predicted model, not a curated record. The coding region runs from base 322 to 4104 and encodes 1260 amino acids. Lineage: Eukaryota; Metazoa; Chordata; Actinopteri; Salmoniformes; Salmonidae. Gene Ontology annotation, cellular component: late endosome membrane.